AUGCAGUCAUUCAUCCCGCAGAUGCUCCCCCCGGCUGACCUGAAGCUGGCCAUCCCCCCUUCACUGGGAUAUACCCUCAAAGCCCCUACCCGUCUGCCUCCUACCCCUCCUUCCCGGGAUAUUCUGAAGUCUUUUCCUGAAUACGAGACCACUGCUUCGUUCGAUCGGCUGCGUGCAACCGAAUACAGCUACCUCGACGAGAACAACCAUGUCUACCUGGACUAUACUGGGGCCGGACUAGCUGCCAAAGCGCAGUACCAAGCACAUCAGGCACGACUGAGCGUCGACCUGUUCAGCAACCCGCACUCCGCCAACCCGACCAGCGAAGCUUCAACUAAGCUCGUGGAACAAGCCCGCGCCGAUGUGCUGCGCUUCCUGAACGCGUCCCCAGAUACCUACACCGUGAUCAUUACAGCAAACGCCACCGGGGCUGCCCGACUGAUCGGGGAAUCCUACCCUUUCGGCCGCAACUCGACUUUCCUCCUCACCGCUGACAACCACAACUCGGUGAAUGGCAUCCGAGAGUACGCCCGUCGCCGACACGCGCGCACGGUCUACCUCCCGCUCCAGACCCCGUCCCUGCGCGUCGAUCCCGAUGCCCUAGCCUCUGCACUCACACCAACCACAUGGCCCUGGAUUCGUCGAUCUUCGGAUGCGAAGGCUCGUCCGAAGAAACGCAAAGGCCUUUUCGCCUAUCCGGCUCAGAGCAACUUUAGCGGCGUUCGCCACCCACUCGAGUGGAUCACGACGGCCCAACACGCCGGCUAUGACGUUCUGCUCGACGCAGCAGCGUACCUCCCCACCAACCGACUAGACCUUUCCCCAGCCAACCCGCAACCGGACUUCAUUUUGAUGAGCUGGUACAAGGUCUUUGGCUUCCCGACAGGUCUGGGAUGCCUGGUCGCCCGCAAGGACGCUCUCGCGCGCCUCUCCCGGCCGUGGUUCGCCGGGGGGACCGUGCAAGCCGUGCUCACGGGCGUGCACUGGCACAGCCUGACCACGACGGAGGGGGCGUUCGAGGACGGCACGGUGAACUUCCUGGCAAUCCCCGAGAUCUCGGUCGGGCUGAAGUGGAUCGAAUCUUUGGGCAUGGAGAACAUCCGCACCCGCGUCCACUGCCUGACGGGGUACUGUCUGGCGGGGCUGCAGGCGCUGCGACACAGCGACGGUUCGCCGAUGGUGAAGAUCUACGGGCCCGCGCCUGACCCGAACAGCCCCGGCGUCGAUCCCGGCGGCGACCGCGGCGGCACGAUUGCCUUCAACUUCCUGGAUCGAACCGGGAAGAUCGUCGACGAGCGCAUCGUCGCGACGGAGUCCGCCGCGGCGGGCAUCUCGCUGCGCACGGGGUGUUUCUGUAACCCCGGCGCGGCGGAGCACGCCUUUGGGAUCACGAAACCCUUGCUCCGGAGCCUGCGGCGACGGUUCCGGGACACGCUGACGGUGGAGGAGUAUAUCCAGCUGCUGGGGCUGCCGUCGGGUGGGGCGGUGCGGGUGUCGUUCGGGCUGGUGUCGAAUGUGAGCGAUGUGGAGCGGUUCUUGGGAUGGGUGGAGGGGAUGUAUCGGGAUCGGGUGACAGGGACGGAGGGGCUGGUGGCGAGGACCGAGUGUUAG
This is a messenger RNA of Aspergillus aculeatus ATCC 16872, 1611 nucleotides long. RefSeq lists its product as uncharacterized. The record is from RefSeq and is a predicted model, not a curated record. The transcript is spliced from 2 exons. The coding region runs from base 1 to 1611 and encodes 536 amino acids. NCBI's taxonomy places the organism in Eukaryota, Fungi, Ascomycota, Eurotiomycetes, Eurotiales, Aspergillaceae.